Messenger RNA from Durotheca rogersii, 2097 nucleotides. RefSeq names its product chaperonin Cpn60/TCP-1 family. The record is from RefSeq and is a predicted model, not a curated record. Gene Ontology annotation, cellular component: chaperonin-containing T-complex. Lineage: Eukaryota; Fungi; Ascomycota; Sordariomycetes; Xylariales; Xylariaceae. The coding region runs from base 164 to 1564 and encodes 466 amino acids. Gene Ontology annotation, biological process: protein folding. The transcript has 2 exons. Gene Ontology annotation, molecular function: ATP-dependent protein folding chaperone; ATP hydrolysis activity; ATP binding.
ACGCCAGUAUGGCAACGAAGCGGUCAAGUCACAUAUCCUCGCCGCGAGGACCGUCGCAAACAUCGUCAAGACAUCGCUAGGGCCCCGCGGCCUGGACAAGAUUCUCAUCUCCCCCGACGGCGACAUCACCGUGACCAAUGACGGAGCCACGAUCUUACAACAGAUGGAAAUUUCGAACCACGUAGCGAAGCUUCUCGUCGAGCUUUCGAAGUCGCAGGACGACGAAAUUGGUGAUGGGACAACCGGCGUUGUCGUUCUGGCCGGAGCUCUCCUAGAGCAGGCCGCCGAGUUGAUAGAUAAAGGGAUCCACCCGAUCCGGAUAGCAGACGGCUACGAUCAAGCCUGCGAUAUUGCGGUGGCCGAGUUGGACCGAAUAUCCGACAUCAUCGAGUUCAGCCGGGAUGAGACCGAGAACCUCGUCAAGGUGGCCCGAACGAGCUUAGGAAGCAAGAUCGUGUCCAAGGCGCAUGACCAGUUCGCCAAUAUCGCCGUCGAUGCCGUUCUCUCCGUCGCCGAUCUCGAGCGAAAAGACGUCGACUUCGAACUGAUCAAGGUGGAUGGCAAGGUCGGCGGCUCACUAGAAGACUCGAUUUUGGUCAAGGGCGUUAUCGUCGACAAGGACUUUUCGCACCCGCAAAUGCCGUCCGAGGUCAGGGACGCCAAGAUCGCAAUCCUAACCUGCGCCUUCGAGCCGCCGAAGCCGAAGACGAAGCACAAACUAGAGAUCACGUCGGUCGAGGAGUUCAAGAAGCUUCAGAACUACGAGCACGAGAAGUUCGUCGAGAUGAUCCAACAGAUCAAAGACACGGGCGCCAAUCUGGUCAUCUGCCAGUGGGGUUUCGAUGACGAGGCGAAUCAUCUAUUACUACAGAAUGAGCUGCCGGCAGUAAGGUGGGUUGGUGGGCCGGAAAUCGAGCUCAUCGCCAUCGCCACAAACGGCCGAAUAGUGCCCCGGUUCGAGGAUCUAAAGCCGGAGAAACUGGGAAAAGCGGGUCUGGUGCGGGAGAUGACUUUUGGCACCACCAGGGAAAAGAUGCUUGUUAUUGAGGAGUGCGCCAACACCCGAGCAGUGACAGUGUUUGUCAGGGGGAGCAAUAAGAUGAUCAUCGAUGAGGCUCGGCGAUCGCUACACGAUGCCCUCUGCGUUGUACGAAAUCUCGUGCGCGACAACCGCGUAGUCUACGGUGGCGGCGCGGCCGAGAUCGCCUGCUCCUUAGCGGUGGAGGAUGCGGCGGUCCAGACGCCCGGUCUGGAGCAGUACGCGAUGCGCGCCUUUGCCGAGGCCCUCGACUCGGUGCCGAUGGCGCUGGCCGAGAACAGCGGCUUGAACCCCAUCGCCACCCUGGCCGAGAUCAAGUCGCAGCAGGUCAAGGCCGGCCCCGAGGAUCGCGGCCGGCUCGGCGUCGACUGCAUGAGCCGGGGCAGCAACGACAUGAAGGAGGCGUUUGUGAUCGAUCCCCUGAUCGGCAAGCGGCAACAGCUCAUGCUGGCGACCCAGCUCUGCCGCAUGGUGCUGAAGGUGAACAACGUGAUCAUCAGCGGGUCUGGCGACCAGGACUACUAGGCCCUCUGCCGGCGCGACAAGCGUGUCGGUUCACGUACGGCCUCGGUAGAAGGAGAAAGGGCAGAGGCGGGACGAGAAGCAUAAGAAAAAAAAAUUUUUUUUUUUAAAAAAAAAAAGCCAAGUCAAUUUUUUAAGACAAAUUAAGGGGUCUAUAGAUACGCAAGAGCGCUGUCGUCCUGGAUGUAGAUACAAUUAUAGACUUGCGUAGUCGGCGGCUUAGUGCUUGUGGCCGAUGGUGGGGUCAAUGCCUAGAUGCCCACCUGCCCGCCCUACCUACCCAGACAGGACGUGGGAAGAUCAUCCUGCGCAGAUCUGGGCCGCAUCUGAUGUCUCUCGGCUCGCGUCUCUUCCGUGCGCUCGCUGGCGUAAACACACGUUGUCCAUACGAAUCUAUACGAACCUCCCGUCGUGAUCUCUGGUGCCCAGCCCGCGCUAGCGAGUUCCCGAUGCCUCCGGCCGUCCCCGUAGGUACCUAACCCAUACAUGCACGUACGCGCAUUUACGCACUUACGGGAGGCAGGAGGACCCGGAAC